Molecule: messenger RNA, 1026 nt
Organism: Cordyceps militaris CM01
Lineage: Eukaryota; Fungi; Ascomycota; Sordariomycetes; Hypocreales; Cordycipitaceae
Product: alpha/beta hydrolase fold domain containing protein
Exons: 1
Coding region: 1-1026 (341 amino acids)
Source: RefSeq, a predicted model, not a curated record
AUGCGCUUCUCUCUCACCCGGCUUAUGGCCUCUGGCCUGCUCUGCGCUGGCCUCGUCUCUGCCCAGACUGGCGGCUCAAUUGCCAAUGGCCCCUUUGACGAAGAUCUCAACGGCUCCAACUUCACCUACCCGCAUCCAGUGAAGCUUUUCCGCUUCCACAACCAGCUCCAGGACCUGGAGAUGGCCUUUAUGGACGUCCCUCCCUCUUGCAAACCCAACGGCAAGACUGCCGUCGUGUUGCACGGCAAGAACUUUUGCGGUCCUACCUGGGGUGCCACAAUCAAGGUCCUGACCAGGAUGGGCUACCGCGUCAUUGCCCCGGAUCAAGUUGGCUUCUGCAAGAGUAGUAAGCCCAAAGGCUACCAGUUCAGCACCAACCAGCUGGCCAAGAACACGCAAGCGCUACUCGCGACUCUCGGAAUCAACAAGAUUACUCUGAUUGGCCACUCGCUUGGUGGCAUGCUCUCGAUCCGAUUUGGCCUGCAAUAUCCCGGCAUGAUUGACAAGCUCGUUCUCGUCGACCCGGUCGGUCUCGAGGACUACGUGGAAAAGGGUGUCCCCUAUAUCGCUCUCGACGACAGCUACAAGUCCGAGUCGGCUCAGAACUACAAUUCCAUCAGAGGCUACGAGCAAGACGUGUACUACGUCGGCCAGUGGAAGAGUGACUACGACACGUGGGUCAACAUGCUGGUCAACAUUUACAACGGCUCCAAGCGCGAGCAGUAUGUCGCCAACCAGGCGCAAAUUGUCGACAUGGUGCUGACCUCGCCCGUUGCCCACUAUUUCGGUGACCUCACGCCUGAGACUCUCCUCAUUGUCGGCGACAAGGACAAGACUGCCAUCGGAUCCCAGUGGAGCCCUCCUGAUGUCGCGGCCAAGCUCGGUCACUUUGACGUUCUGGGACCUCAGGUCGCUUCUCAGCUUCCCAACGGCCGGCCGCACCGGUUUCAGGAUCUUGGUCAUGCCCCCCAGCUGUCUGACCCUUCGGCUUUCCAUGCCGUCGUGGUCGACUUUCUUCGGUCGUAG